Messenger RNA from Aspergillus clavatus NRRL 1, 1650 nucleotides. Its product is annotated as putative MFS transporter. The record is from RefSeq and is a predicted model, not a curated record. Gene Ontology annotation, molecular function: transmembrane transporter activity. Bases 1 to 1650 code for a protein of 549 amino acids. Gene Ontology annotation, biological process: transmembrane transport. The transcript is spliced from 3 exons. Lineage: Eukaryota; Fungi; Ascomycota; Eurotiomycetes; Eurotiales; Aspergillaceae.
AUGGCCGAGUCCACAGCACACACGAGCCCCAGCCUCAACGACAAAGAGCGCGAAGUGGACCAGGGCAUCCUCUCCGAUGAGUCUGGUCCGGCGGAAGAAGUCAAGGAGACGCCAGACCAGGAGCGGUCGGUGCAAGGAGUUCGCUGGCUCCUCAUCUGCAUUGCCGUCUUCUCGGCCAACCUGCUCUAUGGCCUGGAUAAUACCAUUGUGGCCGACAUCCAGGGCGCCGUCGCCGGGACCUUUGAGGAGUACGCGCAGCUGGGUUGGCUCGGAGUGGGUUUCACUCUGGGCUCGGUGGUCUUCAUCCUGCCCCUGGGGAAAGCCUAUGCCAUCUUUGACACGAAAUGGCUCUUCAUCGGCUGUCUGACCAUGUUCGCGGCGGGCAGUGCGUUGUGCGGUGGUGCCCCGAACAUGGAUGCGAUCAUUGUCGGCCGUGUGUGGGCUGGUGCUGGUGGUGCAGGAAUGUACCUGGGAAAUCUGAAUCUGAUCACCAUUCUGACUACGCCUAAAGAGCAGCCGGUGUAUGUUGGUCUCGUCGGUCUGAUCUACGGAGUUGGCUGUAUCCUGGGACCCAUCAUUGGAGGUGCUUUUGCGGACAGCUCUGCGACAUGGAGAUGGGGCUUCUAUAUCAACCUGAUCAUCUUCGGUAUCAUGGCACCCAUCUACGUCUUCCUGCUCCCGUCCUUGCCUCGCCCCGCCGGCGAAGGCCGCAGUUUCAUCAAUCGCCUCCGGGAGUUGGACUGGGUCGGCACGGUGCUCUCCGCGGGAAUGCACGUUUCCUUCAUUCUGUUCAUUGUCUUUGGCGGAGUGAUGUGGCCCUGGACGGACGGCCGCAAUAUCGCCCUGUACGUGGUUGCGGCAGUCACCCUCAUCGCCUUUGCCCUGAGCCAGUACUUCUGCGUGCUCACCGACAAGGAAAACCGCCUGUUCCCCGGUGAAUUCCUGCGCAACCCGACCAUGAUCGCCCUCUACGUCCUCAUGGCCUGCGGUGGUGCCGCCCUCUUCGUCGCCGUCUACUACAUCCCCCUGUACUUCCAAUUCGUCCAUGGCGACUCGGGCAUCAUGUCCGCCGUGCGGCUGCUGCCCUUCAUCUGCUUCUACGUCGCCACGAUCCUCCUCUGCGGCUGGCUCAUGCCCAAGACCGGCUACUAUGUGCUCUGGUACCUGCUCAGCGGCAUCUUCAUGGUGAUCGGCUCCGCCACGAUGUACACCGUCAAAUACGACACCAAGGUGGCCAACAUCUACGGCUACUCGAUCCUGUUGGGACUCGGCAUGGCCACCACGCAGGCCGCCUACGCCGUCGGCCCCAGCCUCGUCACCCCGGACCGUGUCGCGGAAUCCAUCCAGUUCAUGAACAUCGGCCAGGGCCAGAGCCAGCUCCUCGGCUUGGCCAUUGCCAGUGCCAUCUUCCAGAGUGAGACGCUCAGUGGCCUGAAUGCUCUGCUGGCCGGCAAGGGCUACUCCCAGGGUGACAUCCAGGGAGCCAUCGCAGGAGCCCGCAGUACUCUUCUGACGGAGCUUCCCGCCGACCUGAAGACCAAGGCUCUGGACGUGAUUGUGCACAGUAUCGAUGAUGUCUAUGUCAUGGCGAUUGCCGCGGGCGCUCUCUACGUGAUUGCAUCGUGUUUCCUUCCAUGGCGUCGGUUCUAG